Messenger RNA from Salvia splendens (bonfire salvia), 1656 nucleotides. Its product is annotated as purple acid phosphatase 2. Lineage: Eukaryota; Viridiplantae; Streptophyta; Magnoliopsida; Lamiales; Lamiaceae. The record is from RefSeq and is a predicted model, not a curated record. Gene Ontology annotation, molecular function: metal ion binding; acid phosphatase activity. Bases 131 to 1516 code for a protein of 461 amino acids. The transcript is spliced from 8 exons.
UAUUCGGAAUCAAAAAUCGAAAUAAUCAAUUAAAUUCAGCUGCUGCUCUACUUUGCUCCUGCCUCGAUUUGAGAGCUUCACCUCUUUCAUACUCCGAUCAUCACUGAAUUUGUAAAAUACUCGUGUCGAGAUGAUUCUCCCUAGAUUUGUGCAUCUGUUGGUGGUGAGCAUUUUCCUGGGCGUGUGUGAAGCUGGGUUGACCAGCAGCUAUGUGCGAGAGACUGGGAUUGCCACAGAUAUGCCACUCGACAGUGAUGUAUUUCGCGUUCCUCGUGGUUAUAAUGCUCCUCAGCAGGUUCACAUAACACAAGGAGAUCAUGAAGGCAGAGGGGUCAUUGUCUCGUGGAUUACACCAGAUGAAGCUGGUUCCACUUCAGUGCUCUACUGGGCUGAAAAUAGCCAGCAUAAGAAAACUGUAAAUGGCGAUGUUGUUAGAUACAAGUAUUACAAUUAUACCUCUGGUUACAUUCAUCAUUGCACAAUCAAUGAUUUGGAGUUUGAUACCAAAUACUACUAUGUGGUUGGGUGUGGGAACGUGACACGAGAAUUUUGGUUCGUCACACCUCCCCGACCAGGGCCUGAUGUUCCUUAUACGUUUGGGCUUAUAGGUGAUCUGGGUCAGACUCGCAAUUCAAAUCAGACGGUAACUCAUUAUGAGAUGAACCCUGCAAAAGGACAGUCAAUCCUGUUUGUUGGAGACCUCUCAUAUGCGGAUAGUUAUCCGUUGCAUGACAACACAAGGUGGGAUACAUGGGGAAGAUUCGUAGAGAGAAAUGUGGCUUAUCAACCAUGGAUCUGGACUGCUGGGAAUCAUGAAAUCGAUUAUCUUCCAGAUAUAGGUGAAACUAUACCUUUCAAACCAUUCACACAUCGAUAUUGGACGCCAUAUAAAGCAUCUAAUAGCACGUCUCCUCUUUGGUACUCAAUCAAGAGAGCUUCGGCCUACAUCAUUGUCCUAUCUUCAUAUUCAGCUUACGCGAUAUAUACCCCUCAAUAUAAGUGGUUCACAAAUGAGCUAACUAAAGUGAAUAGGACCGAAACACCGUGGCUAAUUGUACUCAUGCAUAGUCCAUUGUAUAGCAGCUAUGUUCAUCACUAUAUGGAGGGAGAGACUAUGCGAGUUACGUACGAAGAAUUCCUCGUGAAGUACAAAGUUGAUGUGAUCUUUGCUGGUCACGUGCAUGCGUAUGAGCGAUCUGAGCGUAUAUCGAACAUACAGUACAACGUGGUGAAUGGACUGUGCACUCCUAUCAGUGACGACUCUGCUCCGGUCUAUAUCACCAUUGGAGACGGAGGAAAUCAAGAGGGCUUACUAUACGAGAUGACAGAGCCACAGCCGGCGUACUCAGCUUAUCGCGAACCCAGCUACGGCCAUGGCAUUUUCGACAUAAAGAACCGGACUCACGCCUACUUCGGUUGGCAUCGUAAUCAGGAUGGUUUCGCUGUGGAAGCAGACUCUCUAUGGCUUGUUAAUCGGUAUUGGAAAACCAUUGCAGGAAAGAGUUCAGUUGCUUAACUGAGGUUGGUGAGUUCCACUUGUUAUGUGAGUUAACACAAAAUAUCAUAUUGCUUUUCAGAUAUUCCAAUAAUAAACAGAGAAAAUGUGCAACACUACUUAGUUUGUCUGGUUUAUUUAGUUUCUUGAGUUCCUAUAAA